AAAUGCUGAUAACAAAUUCGGUUUGACAACAAUCAAGAUCAAGAAUCUCGUCAAUAUUAUAUAAUCACUACACAUUGAAACUGACAAAUAGAUGGAAACAAAAUUAUAGGACGUGUGUAUGCUGUUGAACCAAAUUAUAUACAUCGGAAUUACUUUAGAAUACUACUGAUUCAUGUUAAAGAGCAAAAUCUUUCAGAAACUGCAGUAAUUACGGUUACGAGCAACUAGUAUCAUAUAAUUAACUCAUAGAAGAAUAUAGGUAACAUAAAUAGGUAACUAAAGUCGAGCUACUAUUAGGCAAUGAAAAAGUCCUAAACAGCCCCCAGCCCCCCAGCUGUCUGCUAUCAUUUUUCCAAGAAGGUCUAUGUAAAAUUCAGUUUAUUGAAAGAAAAGUGAAACAAACAGAAAUAGAUUAUCAGAAAAUUAGCAAAGACAUAUAAGAUUGCCGAAUGAGCUUACUUGUAAUACUGUGUUCCUCAAUAUAAUAUCAUCAGCCAGGAAUGGAGCGCUGACAAGAUGGCGGUCCACAACACUCUCGAGCACAAGGCUCCCCAGUACAACUAUGCCGACAGCUUCUGGUGUACUUACCUGGUGUCCGUGGUGGCGGCCAGUAUAGCGGAGAUGUUAACCUACCCUCUGGAUCUGACCAAGACUCGGCUGCAGAUCCAAGGGGAGUUGGCAGCCGGCACUAAUGGAGUUUCCCACGCACCAUACCGUGGGAUGUUGAAGACGGCACUUGGUAUUGUCCAGGAAGAAGGAGUCCCCAAGCUUUGGCAAGGAGUGACACCAGCGAUAUACCGACACGUGGUUUACAGUGGCAUUCGUAUUGUCGCCUAUGAAAAGAUGCGUGAUAAUGUACUCAAGAAAGACAGUACAGGAGCAUUUCCUAUUUGGAAAUCAGCAAUUGCUGGGGUUACCUCGGGUGCUCUGGCUCAGUUUAUCGCCAGCCCCACCGAUCUUGUUAAGGUGCAGAUACAAAUGGAAGGCAAACGCCGAUUAAUGGGAAAAGCACCUAGAGUCCAUGGUACAGUCCACGCUUUCCAGAAGAUUGUAAGUGAGGGAGGACUUCGAGGCUUGUGGAAGGGCUCUAUCCCUAACAUGCAGAGGGCAGCUCUUGUCAAUCUCGGAGACCUCACCACAUACGACACUGCCAAGCAGUUUAUAUUGAGUCAUACAUCGCUACCUGAUAGUCAUCUAGUGCACAUACUCUCCAGUGCCUGUGCUGGUUUAGUAGCUGCCACAAUGGGAACCCCUGCUGACGUAGUGAAAACCAGAAUAAUGAAUCAGCCUACAGAUGCACAGGGCCGGGGUGUUCUCUACAAAAGCUCUAUUGACUGCCUGAUGAAGACUGUGCACAACGAGGGAGCCUUUGCGCUCUACAAGGGGUUCCUGCCAGUGUGGAUCAGGAUGGCUCCAUGGUCCCUUACUUUCUGGCUGUCCUUCGAGCAGAUCAGGCACAUGUUGGGUGCCACCGGCUUCUAAACAGGGUCCUCAACCUAGCAAGACUGACUCCCACCACUACCAACUGCCUUUUCCAUACAGUAUUGGAUACUGUAAGAGUUACGAAUGCUUAGCAAAUUAUUUGUCGUAGUGUAGCUCUCAGGGUUUCCUGUUUUGAGUAUAGAUGGUUGUUGUCGAUCAUGAUUGACCUAAACAACAGUUUUUCAGAAAGGAGAGGAUGCACAGUAGUACUGAUAAAUGUAAAUCAUAAAUCAUAACCAUAAGGCCAAGGUUAGUCACAGCAAGAAACCCCUUCGCAUGGGAAAGUUGUGGAAAGGCGUAAAGAAAAAUAAAUAGUAAUUUAGUUUGUUUAGGAACUAAAGGUUGUUUUGUGUUACUCAGAAAGUAAGUAAACUCUACGAACUAUGAGGAGGUGGUAGGUAAGGAACCAGAAUGAUGAGAGGGCUAAUUUAUACUGAAGUUAUUUUCAGUUAGUAGCAUCUGACACUAAUUUUCAGAGGUUUGGAUUAUCACUAUAUGUUUAUCACUAUUUUGUGGAAAAGUACACAAAAUACAUAUUGCUUCCGCAGUUUGAAACAUAUGUUUAAUAAAAUAUCUAUUCCUAGCCAGUCAAAACUUUAGAAGAAUGAGUUGACCUUUUUAUGAGCCAGGCUUGGUAAGAAUUCCUUUGGGACUAAAUGGAGAAAAGAUUUUAAGUAAACUGUCCAUCUUUUCUCCAUUUAGUCCCAAAGGAAUUCUUACCAUUCACCUGGAAUCAUUUUAUCCUUUUCCAAAUGGUCUAAUAAGAUAAUUUCUUAGACACUCUGAACUCAUAGAGGUUGUUGUUGGGGGAUCGUUUGUCUCUACAACCCUAUCAGAGAAAUAGUGGAAGAGGCAAUACAUAGGAGAAAUGAGUUUGUGUUUGGAUGGGAGAUUGGAUUACGAAAGGAGCCAUUCAUAUUGCACCUGCUAUUUUAUUAACUAAACUGGCAUUGGAGGACACUAAAGAGUUCACGUUAUGUCUCAAAUUAACAGCUGACAAUUUUAAUAUUCUUUUGUUUCUGAUAACUCCAAAAAUCUGCAAGACAGACAAUUAACAUGUGUAUUAUAUAUAUUCUUACCAUGAUCAAUUAUUUGUAAAACAUCUGAUUGGAUUAUAGAGAUUAAUUUUAUUUAAUCAGUACUACUGUGGAGUUGUGUUCAUUUUACGUAUAAGCCUGUUCUGAUGCAGGCUGUUAUAUAGUCAUAUGCAAAAGAUUAUCCUGAAAAAUUAAUUGUCAAUUAAAUUAUAUUUGUGGUAGUAAACUUAUUGGUUUAAAGGAUUGGAACUGGCCCUAAACAUAAGCUUGAGUGUUGUAUGAAUACAGCAAAAUCAGUGGAAGAACAUUUUGAUAAGAAUAAGAAUUUUAUUCUGCCAGAAAAUUUUCCACACAAAUACUGUACAUUGGCACGUCAUGACACUCGAUAAAUAGCUUAUAUGACUACUGUAACAUUUUAAUUUAUAGAUUAUUUAAAUUAUUCCAACAUUUUAAUGAAUUGGUGACUACUGCAAAUUCUGUAGAUGAGUGGUUCAAAUAUGACUAUUCCAGUUCUAUGAAAAUAGAUAUUUUCUAACAUAUAGUAUUAAAAUAGUAGACAAUUUACGCUAACAAAUGUUUACAUAGCAUCAGAUGAGAAGUAACAAAAUAUAACAGUCAUGGUAUUUAGGAAUUGAUUGAAAUCGGAAACCCUGUAUUGUAAAUAAGAGUGUUUAAGAUAUGGCUGUUUAAAAGAUUAAAAUAUAGGAUUUAGCAUUUGUUAGUUGUAAGUUAGAUGUACAAAACUGUUGCAUUCUUUUGUACUUACUUUUCUUAUUAACUUUUCUGAGUUCUAGUUUGAGAAUGACAGUGUGUUGCUAAAAUGUAAAUUGCAUUGCUUAAUUUAGUAUUGAUCCUUAAAAUACAUAUUUCUGUCAAGGAUAGUCUUUAAAGAUACAGUUUCACAUCAUGAAUUCUAAAUUUCAAAAUUAAUUUCAAAACAAAAUCACGCUCUUAUAUGUAGGCUAACAACUGCAAGUAACCACUGACUUCAGCGUUCAUCUUCUUUUGAUUAACUCUUGCACCCCAAUGUCUCGACAUUCAUGUUAGUAAUGUGCUGCUCCUGGACAUCCAAAGGGUAGCCCAGAUUUAACCCUUUUAGUGCCAAUGUCCUUAUAUACAGACAUUUGAGAAACUACAGAGAAAUGCCAAUGUCUGUAAAUACUGACGUGAAAACUAAUGAAAAAUGCUUACAUCCGUAUAUACAGACGUUUGAGGUAAAAAUUGUACUGCAAUAAUUUUUUUAUGUAUUUGUUACAUAAAUUUGUUUGCAUAUAAAAAAUCAGAAUAAACCAAAUUACAAGACAAAAGUAUUUAUAGCAAUUUUGUAAGAUUAAUUAGAUGUUGUUUUUAUAUCGCUUAUUAUAAUCAUCGGUACUUUGUAUAUAUAUAUAUAUAUAUAUGUUGAUAUCAGUUAAUAGUCCUGUUAUUCGAUAUAUAUCGAAUAACAGGACUAUUAACUGAUAUCAACAUAUAUAUAAUACUAAAUUAAAGUCACAUGUUCAAAUUAAUAGAAAUAAUUUAAACAAUAAUUAUUUAAUGUAAUAAAUAAUAAAAGAACCAUAACCAUUAAUCAAAUAAAAAAUAAAUAAAUAAAAAAUAAAAAAAAAAGAUAAAGAAUGUCUUAUUUUACCAGGUGAAGUUAGGGCUAAGAAGCCCUCUCUUCAAUUAAAACAGGUGAAAGGAAAAAUGUCAUUUGAAUAAUAAAGAAAACGUAACAAGCAUAUUAUUAAAACCGAUAAAAAACCGUAAAUCAUCUUUUAGUGUUAUUUUGUGUAGUUUUGUAAAAUGUAACUACCCUUCUUAUUGACAGAAGUUACUUACAAAACAAACUUUGUUUAGAAUAUGAAAAUGUGUGUACAGUUGGUGCAGAUGAUUAGGCAUUGUUCAAAUGAAUUACUAUAGGUUGAAUAUAUCUAUGGGUAUAAUAAUUAAAUAUCAAUUCAUAAUUUUGAUUUAAAAACCCGGGUUCACUAACUGUAUUCUACCCAUACUUUUUUAAAAAAAUGCUAUUACUCAUGUGAAACUGAAAAAUAUGUACUGUAGGAAAUUUUUUUAUUUUAAAAAUUAAAUUACUUUUAAAUUCAAGUGUUCAACUUAUUCAUAACUCAAUGAUAGCCUGUGAAUUUUAUUGAGUGUAUUUAGAAAUUUCAUGAGUUUAGAUUGGGCUUACGAGAAAAAGUGAAAAUGUAUGUUUACACAAAUCUUAACAGUUUUGUGGGUAGUAAAAUACUGUUUGGUGUAUGUGUACAAAUUUUAGUACAUAGUACUCUUGUACAUAGUAGUAUCAGUUGUUUUGAGGAAAUUUAUUUUCAAGUUCUAUUUUGUUUAUAAAACUGGAAAAAAUGUUCAAAAACUUUUGGUAAGUACCGUUGUAUAUUUUUUUAAAUAGUAAAGUAGCAAAUAUGCAUAUUUUAUGUAUUUUUAAUUACAUAGUUUAUCUGUAAAAACAGUUAAAAAAUUAAGAGCCUGUCUAAAACAGAUUUGAUUUUACGGAUGUUACAAAAUCACUGAAAUAGGCUUAUAAUUUUUCGGCAGUACCGUGAGAGAAAUCUCUGGCAUUUUUCGGACAAACCUUUUUAUUAGGCUCUGGCACUAAAAGGGUUAAGUAACAUAUCAGUAUUAUAGAUACCCAGUGUAGAGUCAACUAGAAGGGAUAAACCAGUCAGAAGUGAACCCUUCUGGGGUUGGUUGUUUAGUUACGCUAUAUAACUUGUCGCCCUUUGAGCGGCAACAUCCAAUCUAUUGAACAUUGCAUUUUACAGUGGAAAGAACCAACGCCCAAUUUGAAAAUCAUUUGUAUUUUUUCUAUCAAGCACUUUCAUUCAUACAAAUUCAGUAUUUUAAUUACCUAUAAUUUGCCAAAGUGUUGUUUCUUUUUUCAUGUUUGUAGCACAGGUAAAAACAAACAAAGAAAUGUUAUACCUGUAUUGUUUUCUCUCAAUAAAUUAAUUUUAAUUUACAAAACAUUAUUUAUAUAAACUGUACAUAUCUUGUACAGUUUGAAUCAUGAGUUUUGAAGUCAUCAGUGGUUUUGAAAUCAUUUACUCUCCUGAAUUUACACACUUAAUGUUUUAGAAUACUGAAUUAAUCAAAAUUAAUAAAAUCAUGCAAUUAGCCUUGAAGUAUUUUCAACGUGUAAACCUGGUAACUAACAUAAUUUUCAGAAGUUUUUUAGAAGUUUCCAAAUUAUUUGUGUGUCUAGAAAUAGUUCUAGAUCUGCAAAGAGCUUAAUGUCUAGAAAUGUUUGCAUGAGUGAAUAAUUAUUUUUAGAAAGUAUUUUAAAGUAGACCUUUUAAGUAGACCUAUUUGGUUUUGUUAUAUUAGACCUUUUAUGUAGUAAAAGUAUGGUUUAUUCUUUAUCCUGAUUAAAGUUAUCAAAUCUUAUCAAACAUUUCCUGGAGUGCUUGAGUCUCAGAUCUUAGAUUAUUAUUUAAUUUUUAGUCUGGCUAAAAAUAAUCAGUCAUAGUAGUAGAUAAAGAUGGAACAUGUUUUAUCAAGUAACUCAAUAUUUCAGGAGAGUGUAUAAUAUAAUAGUCUUCAAAUACAGCCUUUAGUUUAAGAUAAGCAAAUUUAAAUGUUCAAUGAAAUUUAAAUUAGAUGAUGUCAAAUAUGUUUUUGACAUAUUAGCUCCAAAGAAACAGAAUUUUUAGUUUAUUGGUUAUCCACCUACACCGAAGUUGUCAGCUAAAUGAUGCGGUUGAUGAAUUAUUGUCUUUUGAAUCAUUAAAACAUUACCUCACAGUAACUUUCAAAGACAGUUUUAAUCUUUUUAGAUUUGUAAAAUACUGUUCAAUGAAAAAUUUAAUAAAAUAAUAAUUGUAUUACGUAUUUUGAAACUAAGUAAUGGUCAAUUAUAAUUAAAAUAUAAUAUAUAUUAAUGUAUGUAUAUAACAAACAUAAACUCACACAAAUAUAGUUUGAUAUUUACAUUACAACUUUUACGGGUCACCACUUCACUUUUUUUGACUAAAAACCCAAUAUGCGCACUAAUCAACACAAGUUUAAUAUACCAUAUAACGAAAAACAUAACUAAUAGUUUAAAAUGAUGAAGAGCAUGGCAUUAAUAGUGCUCAUUCACACAUGAAGCCAGCUAAUGAGGUCAUUAAUUCACUGACCAUUACAAGAUUAAAGUGGUGAGAGCAGUGAAAUAAAUUUUAAAUAUAUAAUUCCAGUUCAAUUAUAACUACCAUAUACUGAUCUUGACAAGAUUCAAGAUUCUAAAGAAAAACAUUGGAACAAAUUUAUAUUGUUCUAAUUUUUGUUACAUGAACAUCUUUAAUACUACUACAAAGUGAUUCAUUAAUUUAUGAAAAUCCUUUAAGAAACCAUACAUUUGUAAUUAAUUUUUAAAAUUUAUUUCAUGCUUUUUGGUACAAGUUUUUUUUUCUAAUAGUGGUAAUUGAUAAAUAUUUUCCAUUUGGAAAAUAUUUAUAUUUGGAUCAUCCAAAUUUUGCAAUCCCAUCAAUAUUGGUUUCUUUAUAAAUAUGCGUAGCCUUUUGUCAGGAUUGUAGUAUAUUGGGAAUUGUUGCAACAAAUUUGUAGAUUAAUGUUAAUUGUUUUUUGACUGAAUUGUUUUUUCCAUGUCUAUGUAUCAGUUGCACAAUGUUUUCAUAAAUUUAGGUGUAAACUGUUUCAUUUAUUUGUUAUUGCGUUAUUUUGAUUCUGUAUAAAUAUUGAUUGUUUAAAAUAUUUUAUAGAAAAUACUUAACAUAUUGUUUUCUGUAUUUGUGAAUGGUUAUAUUAUUCACAUAGUACAAAUAAUUUCUAAUUUACAUACAAGAUGAUUUAUGAAAAUGUUUUGAAGUGAAAAUAAAAAACCAUGUUUUAUGUUACCAUUAUAAAAAAUCUUGUUUAGAAAAUAUACAUGUUUGCUAAUUUUGUAGCUCGUAAUAGAUGUGUGAAAAUUGUGUAAAUAUGGUUACAAUUAAUUAAUAAAUCGUGUUUGUUGUUUUA
This is a messenger RNA of Homalodisca vitripennis (glassy-winged sharpshooter), 7472 nucleotides long. It is a transcript of the gene Ucp4A, whose product is annotated as mitochondrial uncoupling protein 4. Gene Ontology annotation, cellular component: mitochondrial membrane. Gene Ontology annotation, biological process: response to cold; mitochondrial transport. The coding region runs from base 517 to 1482 and encodes 321 amino acids. The transcript has 8 exons. The record is from RefSeq and is a predicted model, not a curated record. NCBI's taxonomy places the organism in Eukaryota, Metazoa, Arthropoda, Insecta, Hemiptera, Cicadellidae.